UCCCCGCCAGCCGCCGGUAUUUUUUUGUGGGGUUCAUUUGUUUUCGGAAGCAAGCCGCAAUUUCUACUCGCGAUUUUACAGCGCGCGAAACUCAGAGCAACUUCGCUCACAUUCACAAACUCCUCCUUCAGCAGAAUACGCUUCAAUUUCCUGCGAAUUUCUUUACUCUCCAGUUGAAAUGGAAGCCAUAGCCAACCAAUUACCCUAAACCCACCAAGCAAAACAUGCGUUUUCUUCACCACAAUCAGUGUUUCCAUAGCCCCUUCACCAAGCUCUCUUCCCUUUCGUCCUCAUUCAAUCUUAUGGGUUCCAUUCCCUUGUGCAAGUCCACUUCUCUGGUAUUCCUGUCUCACAUUUCUUCUUCUUCUUAUUGUUCUUCGCAGAGGAAUUUCCUGUACAGAACCAAUCUUCUCCUCCAUGGUUCAUUUCCUGUGCAAUCCAUGUCCCCUCGUAAAUCCUUUUCCAUGAAAACAAAUGGGGUCUCUCCUUUUACUUCUCAUGCCAAUGUUCCCGGGCCCCCAGACGAGGGUUUAAGCUCGACUCAAUUGAAUGUUUUGAGGAAAAAAUUGGAGGAACUUAACGUCAACACCGAAUCUUGUGUUCCAGGGCAGACGAACCACCUGCUUUGCCCCAUGUGCAAAGGUGGUGAUUCAGGGGAAAGGUCCUUAUCCCUAUAUAUCUCAGAAGAUGGGGGGGCUGCUGUUUGGAUCUGCUUUCGUGCAAAAUGUGGUUGGAAAGGCCGCACUCUGGCCUUUGCUGAUGGUCGGUCAUCAUAUGGAAGUUUGGGACAAGUUGCACUUAACAAGAAAAAACGGAAAAUUACAGUGGAGAGUCUACAACUUGAACCACUGUGUGACGAGCUGGUUGCUUACUUUGCUGAGAGAUUGAUUUCCAAGAACACGUUGUUAAGAAAUUCUGUUAUGCAGAAAAGAUCCGAUAAUCAGAUUGCUAUUGCAUUUACAUAUCAUCGAUGUGGAGAAUUGGUUAGUUGCAAGUAUCGUGAUGUCAACAAAAAGUUCUGGCAGGAGGCGAAUACUGAGAAAAUAUUUUAUGGAUUGGAUGGCAUAGAUGGUGCAAGUGAUAUCAUCAUAGUUGAAGGAGAGAUGGACAAGCUUUCAAUGGAAGAAGCUGGUUUCCAUAAUUGUGUGAGUGUUCCAGAUGGUGCGCCACCAUCAGUUUCCCAAAAGGACGUACCUCCUACAGAUAAGGAUACAAAGUAUCAAUAUCUAUGGAACUGCAAAGAAUACUUGAGUAAGGCAUCACGCAUUAUACUUGCCACUGAUGGGGAUCCUCCUGGUCAAGCUUUAGCAGAGGAGAUUGCACGUCGUGUUGGAAGGGAAAGAUGUUGGAGGGUCAAAUGGCCAAAAAAAAAUGAGGUUGAUCAUUUCAAAGAUGCGAAUGAGGUUCUGAUGUACUUGGGCCCCGAGGCACUGAAGGAAGUUGUUGAUAAUGCAGAGUUGUUUCCUAUACGUGGAUUAUUCAGCUUCAAAGACUACUUUGAUGAGAUUGAUGCAUAUUAUGACAAGAAAUUUGGAAAUGAGUUUGGUGCAUCGACGGGGUGGAAGGGUCUCAACCAUUUGUAUAACGUUGUCCCGGGGGAGCUUACUAUUGUUACUGGUAUUCCUAAUUCAGGCAAGAGCGAAUGGAUUGAUGCUCUCCUAUGCAAUCUUAAUGCAAGUGUUGGUUGGAAAUUUGUCCUCUGCUCCAUGGAAAAUAAGGUUCGGGAGCAUGCAAGAAAACUAUUGGAGAAACGAAUCAAGAAGCCUUUCUUUAAUGCACGUUAUGGUGAAUCCGUAGAACGAAUGAGUACCGAGGAGUUGGAGAUAGGCAAGCAAUGGUUAAAUGAUACAUUUUUUCUUAUAAGGUGUGAAAAUGAAUCCCUCCCAAGUAUUAAUUGGGUCCUGGAUCUUGCAAAAGCAGCAGUUUUAAGGCAUGGAGUUACUGGACUGGUAAUUGACCCUUAUAAUGAGCUUGAUCAUCAGCGGCCUCCAAACCAGACUGAAACAGAAUAUGUGAGUCAGAUGCUGACUAAGGUCAAGCGGUUUGCUCAACAUCAUGCUUGCCAUGUUUGGUUUGUCGCACAUCCGAGACAGUUGCAGAACUGGUCUGGAGGUGCCCCUAAUAUGUAUGAUAUAAGUGGAAGUGCCCACUUCAUAAACAAAUGUGAUAACGGAAUUGUUAUUCAUCGCAACAGGGAUCCCGAAUCUGGCCCUGUUGAUCUCCUACAAGUAUGUGUACGGAAAGUAAGAAAUAAGGUUGCAGGAACAAUUGGAGAAGCUUUCUUGGAAUAUAAUCGGGUAACUGGAGAAUUCUUGGAUGCCGAUGAACCAGCUAGAAUAGAACAGCAACUUAAGAGGUCAAAAUCUUGAGAGGAGGUACGCAAUCCAAGGCUUGGUGUAUCCACAAUGAAGCUGAUUACUUGUAAAAGCCUUCACAGGUGUUAUUAAGAUCAUUCGUCGGGUGCAAUACCGUAAAUUAUCGAUAAAUAUCGAGCUUUAAUUUUUUAUACAGAUGCCAUAUUAUAGGAAAUGUUGAUCUGUUCUUGGUGAUUCAUAUAAUGUAAGGAAUUUAUGAAGUUCAUGGAUGGGUGUAGAGUAAUCUUAGGAAAUUUUGGUGACGUUAUUUUAACGAGAAGCUUAUGUUUUAUGAUGUAAAAUUACGAUGAAAAUUUUUGUUCGAUAUGGGUGCAACUGUGUAGUAUUGAAACCCGCUUUCAAUGACAAGGCCGGUGAAUUGAUAUUACACAAUUUUAACCAUCCAUAUUUAUCAGCCAA
Molecule: messenger RNA, 2774 nt
Organism: Momordica charantia (bitter melon)
Lineage: Eukaryota; Viridiplantae; Streptophyta; Magnoliopsida; Cucurbitales; Cucurbitaceae
Product: toprim domain-containing protein
Biological process (GO): DNA replication
Molecular function (GO): single-stranded DNA binding; ATP binding; 5'-3' DNA helicase activity
Source: RefSeq, a predicted model, not a curated record